Messenger RNA from Colletotrichum truncatum, 4623 nucleotides. RefSeq names its product HEAT repeat protein. Lineage: Eukaryota; Fungi; Ascomycota; Sordariomycetes; Glomerellales; Glomerellaceae. Gene Ontology annotation, cellular component: cytosol. The record is from RefSeq and is a predicted model, not a curated record. Gene Ontology annotation, biological process: tRNA methylation.
AUGAAGCAAGAUACUGUCCCCAAGUACGAGAGUUUCGUCAACCCCAGCGACUUGCUCAAAUGGGUCGAAGAACAACCGGCCGAGUCAUGGUCAUCAACUGCGCAAGAUGUGUUUGACCAUCUUCUAUCCCUGGCGGCCCAGCCAAAGGGUGUCUCGGGCAAUUCGUGCGUGAAAUUGUGCGGGUUUGUCGAGCAAAGCUCCAAGUCCAGCAAGCCAGCCAUACAAGAAUGGGCCUUCUCUAAAGAGCCCAGUCUGGGCCUGUUUAACUUCUUCAUCAAAUGGAACGAGACAGAGCAGCACCGGUCUAUGAAGUUGGUUCUGGACCUGCUGCCGUCGCUUAUGCGGCGCAACCCCGACCAGGCCGUUGCUGAGAUGGUCAAGACGACCAUCCUUGACACGCUUAUCUCCAUCAUUGGACCACAGUCUUCCAAGCCUUUAGUGAAGUCGUCACUGAAGGCUAUGGACUCCUUAACUUCCAAGGCUUUUACUGUUGAGGACAUUGCCGAAAGUUACAAACGAACGCAGCCUUCAUGUAGCUGGGAUUCAGAAAUUGCGCUCUGGCAAGAUUUCUUUAGACAAAUGCUUGCUUGGAUGACUAUGCAUUAUGUCUGCCCAAUUACAGGCAAGUUUAUCGUGACUAUCUUCCGUGCUUUGCGACAAAGGUCCCUGAAUAACCCUUCAGCUGCGGACAUUGAGCAGUUCACUGUCAAGGCCUGGCUCCGCUGUGUGCAAUCUGCUAUCAAUGAGGCGCCGUCUUUGCUUGAAGGCGUCAAGACAUAUAUUUUUCUCCCCCUUUUCAAGGAUGACCGCAAGGACGCGGUCCAGAUUCUGCAGCAGAUCAACAGCUCUUGGUCUGCCUCCGAAUCUGGUGUUGAGUUGGAUACGUUGGCGCAGCUCAACCUUGCUGUGUUGGAGGUGGGAAAGAAGGUCGGCAUGGUUGAAGAACCUGGUGCUAUCAUUCAGGAUCCCUCAUCAGUAGUGCUGGAGGAGGCUGUGCUGCAACAAGUACUCUCUCACCCUUCACACGACCUUCGGUCCCUCGCCUUGUCACUCAUUAUCGCAUCUCCGUCAACGACGAGACCCUAUUCACCGGCGGCUCUUCGUCUCUUGCAGUCCCAUCUGCCAGCGUACUUCUCAGAAUCAGAUGCGAAGUUCCGCAUGGAAGUGCUCAGUAAACUGAAGGAUAUGUUCAAGAGGAACCGUGGUGCCAUCUUCAUCUUGCAAAAGAGCUUGGCUCGGCUCAACGCUGCGAAGGCACUACUGGCGCCUGCUGAGGGGAAGCCUAAGCCCGCCCCUAAACCUGCGAAGCAGGCAAACCAUCGGACCAACAUUCUGUUCUGGCCGGAAGACAAGCUACGUGAAAGCUUGAGGCAUCACGAGGAUUUCUUGACAUGGUACCUUCGCUUCUUGCGAUCGGAAUUGAUUCCCACUGCUUCAUUCCAGCGACACUUUACGUCAUUAAAGGCAGUCACUUACAUCCUGAAGCUCGAGUUCGACCCUGCCAAGACAUGGGAGACCGAAGAGGACGACGCUCUGUUCUUCAGCCACUUUGACGGAAGGUGGACUCGAACCCUCCUGGAUCUCAUCAUGGAUCCCUUUGAUGAUGUGCGAGAUGCCAGUACUUCCGUGUUGAAGAGCUUGUUCUCAGACAAGCGCUUCAAAUGCCUCGUGGGAACAAGGGGAGUAUCAUCUACUCUGGAGGAGUUAUUAACGAGGGCCGAAGAUGUCGCAGGAAGGACUGCCCGUGCUGACCAUGCAGAUGGUGUGGCUAGGACAAACGAGCUUCUAUUCAGAUUCUACGACGGCAGAGAUGCGCAAAUCGCACACAUUGCGAAAUUAGUGGAUGUGCUCGAGAGCAAACUCUCACUUGCCGAAGCUGAUCUGGGAAAUGCCGUUCUGGAGGCGCCUGUCCACGGCUACUUCGCCUCUCUUCGCUACAUCUGGCAAGCCACUACUGAGAUGAAGUUUUCCGAGGCUGAAGUUGAGGCGAUGACAAAUCUCCAGAACCGGAUUGUGAAAUGCUGUCAACGCAUUUGGGCCGCCGUUAGGGACAUCCUCUGUGACGACUCUCCGGAAGGCCACUUGCCUCAGGAGCUGGAAGAUUUCGAGGGACUCGACACGAAGGACCUUCUGAGUUACAGUUUCCGCGCCAUUCACGAGUCCAGCAAUCUCAUGCGCGUCAUGGUUCUGCCGCUCAAAUCCAAGCCUGUGCAGGGAAUCCUGCGUCCUUCGACUGAGCUCUUCACCGCUGUCGGAUCUCUUACCUUUGACCAGCUCUCCAACCUGAGACACCGUGGUGCUUUCAACACCGUGUCUCUCUCAUUUGCUACUUGUUGUCAACUGGUCAAACGUCUCGACGACCCCAAGGCUGGCCAGGAGGGCGAUAAAACACUUCUCGAUGUCUGGUACCAGGGCACUAAGGAGUGCAUCUUUGCUCAGGCAUCCACAACCCGUAGAUCUGCCGGUAUCCCAGCAAUGAUCACAGGUAUCUUGUCCGCGGACGCAGCAAAGCCUUCCUUCGAUCAUGUCAUCGAUGAGCUUGUCACAAUUGCCCGCAAGGAAGCCCGCGUCUCGGAAACAGACGGCUCCAAGCUCCCUCAAGUCCACGCCCUCAACUGCCUCAAGGACACGUUCAAAAGCUCUUUGAUCACUCAACUCGGUAAAUCUGCUCCGCAUAUCCCGCAGUGUCUAGAACUGGCAGCCGGCAGCCUCAAGUCCGAGGUGUGGGCCAUUCGAAACUGCGGUCUCCUCUUCCUGCGCAGUCUCCUGGAUAACCUCUUCGGCACGAACGAGAGCAAGGCCACUCUCGAGGCAGGCUGGGAUGGGAGAACGACGCGCCUCCAGUACCACAAGUACCCCAUUCUCCCGAACGUUUUGCUCAACCUCCUCCGUUCCGGCCGCGAGGUCAUGAAACCCAGCACAAGCACGAUUGCGGCCGAGUCCGUUUUCCCAGCACUGGACAUCAUCCGCCGCGCCGGUCCUCCGAAAGCCUCGCGCGAUGAACUCUACGAACUCGUCACGGGCUAUCUCGGAAGCCCUGUCUGGCACGUCCGGGAAAUGGCUGCGCGAGCUCUGUGCUCGUUUCUGCUCCGCGACGAAGACUGGCCUAGCGCCGCAGAGAAGAUCAUCCAGGACGCCCUGUCGUCCGACUCUUCAAACCGCAACAACCGCCUCCACGGCAGCCUCCUCACAGUCAAGGCCGUCUUUGAGAGACUCUCGGACGUUUCCCCCCAGAAAUUCUCGCUGGCCCUCCCUCGCCUCGCCUCCAUCCUCCAGAGCCUCGAGGCCAACGCCGUGUCAUCCUUCAAGGACUGCCCCGACAUCCGCGCAGCCUACCUCGAAGUUCAGAACCUCAUCUCCCUCUUCAACCUCACCAGCCCCCAAUCCACACCCGCCUCUAUCGCUCAACCGCCGCAAAGUGCCCUCCUCCGCACCCAGCUGGCAAUAAGCGCGGUACACAUCAACCCCGCCGCUUCCUCUCUCCGCGAGACACUACUCUCCACGAGCGGGACAAGUGUCGAGGCAACAAUCACAACCCUCGAGACCCUCGCCUCGAUCCGACACCCCCGUCUCUCCCCCGAGGAAGCUGCGUCCUACUCCCACCUGUACACCGACCUAGCCCUCUCGACAUCGCACCCAGACUCCCGUGCCGCCGCCCUGAACAACCUCGCAGAGACGCUCGACCUCGUCCUCUCGUCGAACCGUGCCGACCUUCUCCCAACCUCCGAGAGCCUCGUCUCUCUCUGGCAAGACGCGUCCUCAAAGGCGAUGAACCCCAACCUCUCCAACGCCGUAAUCCGCGUCAGCGGCCCACUGAUGGCAGCCCUCGUCUCCCGUGGCGCCGCCGAGGCCUCGGGUCUCCGGGGAUGGGGCAGAAUGAUGUCGUCAGCAGGCGAGGAUUCAAGCCCCUUCGACACACGCAUCGCAGCGGUAGCGUCGCUGGCGUCGUUCUUCUCCGUCGCAUCACAGAGAGACAACCCCGACGCCGACGCAUCGCUACUACCGGCCCUCGUCGCCCUCUACGACGCGCUGAACGACGACGACUACGAAGUCCGCGACCUGGCCGCCGUCUCGGCCAAGCACAUUUUCUCGCAGUCGUUGGCGUCCAUGGAUGCCGCAUCCCGCCUGCUGACCUACAUCUCGACAAAGUACCGCUCCGCGCCGGCGUUCCACGCCCUCCUGUUAUCCCGUCUUACGGGCCAAGCGCGAGCCGACGCCUGGACCGCUGCAGAGGCGCAACUGACCGAGUCCCUCCGCUUCGACGACUCCUUGUUCGCCGUCGAAGAACAAAACCUCUUCAUCGACGAAGUCCGCGAGUCGUACCGCUGGACCGCCGUAUUCGAACGGUCUACCGACGCGGACGGCGAGAAACUGGCACAGUGGACCUCGGACGGCCUCGACGCCCUCCUCAAGCUUGCGAGGGAGGUACACACCGACGACGGGCCGCUGGGAUGGACGUCGAAGCCGGAUGUCUACGCCGUCUGCGCACGCAUCGUGCUCUGCGCGACGGCGCUGGCCAAGACGAGCGCCGGGUCCGAGGUGACGAAGAAGUUGGCCGAGUUGAGGAGUGUUGGGGAGGGCGGUAGACUUCACGGGUUAUUGCAUGAGAUGGCUACGAUAUAG